This is a messenger RNA of Pantherophis guttatus, 1484 nucleotides long. RefSeq names its product NME/NM23 nucleoside diphosphate kinase 3 (gene NME3). NCBI's taxonomy places the organism in Eukaryota, Metazoa, Chordata, Lepidosauria, Squamata, Colubridae. The record is from RefSeq and is a predicted model, not a curated record. Gene Ontology annotation, molecular function: nucleoside diphosphate kinase activity. Gene Ontology annotation, biological process: UTP biosynthetic process; CTP biosynthetic process; GTP biosynthetic process.
GGCUGGUCUUCCCUUCCGGGUUGCCCUGCGCGUCCCCGCCGCUGCUGCUGCUGCUGGUCCCAUCAUGAUUUUCUUGCUGGCUUUCUUUGCCAGCAUCUUCCAGACAGCUUUUACGGGCGUGAACGAACGCACUUUCCUUGCCAUCAAGCCAGAUGGGGUACAGCGGCAUCUGGUUGGCGAGAUCAUCCGGCGCUUUGAGAAGAAAGGCUUCAAACUGGUGGCGAUGAAGCUCAUGCAGGCUUCGGAAGAGUUGCUGAAAGAACAUUACGCCUCUCUCCGUGAGCGUCCUUUCUUCAGCCGCUUGGUGAAAUUCAUGAGUUCGGGACCGAUUGUGGCCAUGGUCUGGCAAGGGCAGGAGGUAGUCAAAACUGCACGCAUGAUGAUUGGGGAAACCAACCCAGCCGAUUCGAAACCUGGAACCAUCCGAGGAGAUUUCUGCAUUGAAGUGGACAAGAACGUGAUUCAUGGCAGUGAUUCGGUGGAGACCGCUCAGCGAGAAAUUGCACUCUGGUUUCAUUCUGAGGAGCUGAUCUGUUCUUCGAAAGAUAGCAAAGAGCACUGGAUUUACGAAUAACCAUUAAAAAAUGAAAUCUCAGGGGUUGCUCUUGGGGUCCGGACUUCCCCCAUCUGGGAAUCUUCUUGAAUGUAUUGCACACUGACUCGUGUCAAAUAAGAACCUUGGUUGAGAAAACCUGUUCCAGCAAUGAGUCGAAUAUUAAUUAGAAUAAUAUCCAUGAGCUACGAAAGCACAAACACGCAGAAGUCUUCCAAUAAGAUAUUCUUCUUCAAAUAUCCCUCUUACAUUAAGUUUUUCACUCCCAUUUCUUAUUUGGCUUGUUUCGUUGCUUGAACUGUCUGGCCAAAGCUGGGGAACGUUUCUUUAAUCUUUCAUCUAAAUUCUCCAAAAAUUCACUCCCAAGAUAAAAAGAGAGUAAUGUAGCUGGUGUUUGACUGCCAAGCAACGAAAAUAACUUGUUCCCAAUUAAUAGGAGGCAGAGGGAACAAAGCCUUAUGAUCAAUGUUUUUUGGAGUUUUUUUUUUUUUUUCAGUUUAAAUGCCAAGGCUAAUCUCAUUCUCUUUAAGGGGCAAGAAAGAGUGAUGGUUGAAAAGGCAGACUUUCUGGCACUGUAGUUUGAUUUUUUUUCCCCCACCUGUCUAAAAAAGUAUUAAAAACUCACUUUAGAGUUUUUAAUACUUCAGAAUCAGCAGAAUUGGGAGCAUAAAAAUGUAUGGAAAAAAAUGUAUAGAACAGGGAACAAAUGAAUGCCUACUUAAAAGAGAGAGAGAUCUGCAAGAUUUUUAGAUUUCUUAUGCUAUUAAGUUACCAACUGGAAUGCUGGAAUGAGAGACGCACAGCUCUUAUUUGCAAAUAUUUUCCAAGGAUAUUUGUUUGUCUGUACAAGCCUAUUGCUUUUCAACAUAGCAUUUUUUAAUUAUUAUUUUUUUUUGUAAAAUAAACGUGGGAAAGAUACCCAUUUUCAUUC